Symbiodinium necroappetens is the source of this 543-nucleotide messenger RNA. The record is from the annotation of a GenBank genome assembly. Lineage: Eukaryota; Dinophyceae; Suessiales; Symbiodiniaceae.
AUGUCGCCCAAGCCUCGGCAGCAAAUCCCGUCCUCGGAGCAGCUUCUUCCGCAGCUCGGAGAUCGUGUGCUGCGCUUUCAGCGCCAUUGGCUGGAUUUGGUGCUGGCGGGCACGAAGACUGCGGAAAUUCGGCGUGAUCGCACUAGCUCGGGAUGUGCGUGGAUGGGCUGCAGCGGUCGUGUUUGGGGUCGCAUUCACAUUGGGGACGCUGCGCGGCUCUCAUCCCUGGAGGAGCUUCGUGCCACGCAUGGUCAACAUCGCGUGGAAGCCACCGAGCUGCCCUACGGAGCGCGAACGUACCUCUGGCCUCUGUCUGGACUUUACAUUCUGCCCGAGCCUGUCCCGUUCUACAAUCGCCCUGGACCUGUCACGUGGCUACCCUUUGUGCCUCCACUGCAGGAUGUGCACGCUGGGUCCGGACCUGCUGCUGCUGGCCGUUGUCAGUCCGAAGCUGCCUCCGCCCCCAGCGAGCCCCGCCGUCUCCGAUCCCGCUCGGCGCCUGCUCCUCGUCAAUUUCCGCGCGGGGGCUCCUGUAUGACUUGA